Dipodomys spectabilis (banner-tailed kangaroo rat) is the source of this 1132-nucleotide messenger RNA. Its product is annotated as phenylalanine--tRNA ligase, mitochondrial-like. The annotation marks the transcript as partial. Gene Ontology annotation, cellular component: cytoplasm; mitochondrion. Gene Ontology annotation, biological process: phenylalanyl-tRNA aminoacylation. Gene Ontology annotation, molecular function: phenylalanine-tRNA ligase activity; ATP binding; tRNA binding. Lineage: Eukaryota; Metazoa; Chordata; Mammalia; Rodentia; Heteromyidae. The record is from RefSeq and is a predicted model, not a curated record. The transcript is spliced from 5 exons.
GAUGGCUGCGCCCAGACUCCACGGGAAACUUGUGAAGUGACGGGCCGAGCUUCUUGUGGGUGCGGGCGAGCAAGCUUGCCGCGACUUAGAGCUUGCGAGAGCGCGAGUCUGGGCUUCGCAGGCGCGCAGGGGAAUCUGUGAGACAUUUCUGCAAUGGUUUGCUCAGCUCUUAGGAGAGUUAUCUGUGUCUACAUCUGCCUGGCAAGGAAGGCUAGUCAUGCCUACAGAAGCUAUCAGCAUCAGGCCUGGGGCUCCAGUAAGCCUACAGCAGAGUGUGCUGCCCAAGCGGCAUCUGGUAGUGUGGUGGAACUUCUGGGAAAAUCCUAUCUUCAGGAUGACCACAGCAACCUCUCCCGUAAGGUUCUCUCCAGGGUGGGCAAGAACCUGCACAACCAGCAACACCACCCUCUGUGGCUGAUAAAGGAGAGGGUGAAGGAACACUUCUACAAGCAGUAUAUGGGCCGCUCUAGAACCCCACUAUUCUCUGUUUAUGAUAACCUUUCUCCAGUGGUUACCACCUGGCAGAACUUUGACAGCUUGCUCAUCCCGGCUGACCACCCCAGCAGGAAGAAGGGGGACAACUAUUACCUGAAUCAAACUUACAUGCUGAGAGCACACACAUCGGCUCACCAGUGGGACUUACUGCAUGCAGGACUGGAUGCCUUCCUGGUGGUGGGCGAUGUUUACCGUCGAGACCAGAUUGAUUCUCAGCAUUAUCCAGUUUUCCACCAGCUAGAGGGUGUUCGGCUCUUCUCUAAGCAUGAGUUAUUUGCUGGUAUAAAGGAUGGAGAAAGUCUGCAGCUCUUUGAACAAAGUACUCGUUCUGGCCAUAAACAAGAGACACACACCAUGGAGGCUACAAAGCUUGUAGAGUUUGACCUCAAGCAAACCCUUACCAGGCUUGUGACACAUCUUUUUGGAGAUGGGUUGGAGAUAAGAUGGGUGGACUGCUACUUCCCUUUUACUCAUCCUUCCUUUGAGAUGGAGAUCAACUACCAUGGAGAAUGGCUAGAAGUUCUUGGCUGUGGGGUGAUGGAACAGCAACUGGUCAAUUCAGGUAGACAAAUAGGAAGCAAAGAGAGACAAGAAAGGACCAAGAGCCUGAUACCCACUGAGGACCUUCUUCCUCCAG